UUCAUACAUGCAAUCAUCUUAGUUGUCUAAUAACAAUCAAAUUAAAUUAAAUAAAAUCAAAUUGUUCUUCAAAAUAUGAUAUGAAAUUAGAUCUCACUCUCACCACUUAUCUGUAAUCUCAAAACAACAAUAUCAAACCAAACCUCUUUUGUUCUUUUGACUUUGUAGUUUUGUUUUUUUUGUUUUUGAUAAAUUCAUUUAAGAAUCUGUUGUCUAAUAUUUAACUGGAUACCUCAGACCUCUUUUAAUGUCUCUGACCCCAAGAUAAAAGAAGAGAAGAACUUUUCUCAAUCAAAUUAAUAACUCUUUUCCUUAUAUACAUAUUUUUUAUUAAAGUUUUCAUUAUUCACUACCUUUUUCCUAUAUAUAUACAUAUAUAUAACAUUUCAGCCAUAACCAUUGAUACAUACCCAGAAAGAUUUAAACUUUCUUCAAGUUAAUCCAUAUUAUAUAUGUAUGUUCAUUGAUGUUAGUUAAGUACCAUAUUUCUGAUCUGGGAAUUCAUUAUUUUGUAUUGAAAUUCAAAAAAGAUGAAGUUUGGGAAAGAGUUUGCAUCUCAAAUGGUUCCAGAAUGGCAGGAAGCAUAUAUGGACUACAAGUUUCUGAAAGAAGUCCUCAAAGAGAUUUUGAGGUUUAGACAAAGAACCUCAACAGUGGAAACUGCAACAACUCCUAGAGGUAGUUUGAGUAGAAAGGUUUCUUUAUACAGAGCAUUUAGUGGUCUUACAAACAGGUACAGGAGCAAUACAUUGAAAUUAGAUGAAGAUCAGGUGAUUUUAGUGAACCCAGUUCAUCAACAACAUCAACAACAACAACAACAACAACAACAAGGGUCUGAGUCUGAGUUUGAGGAGUUGGAGUUGGAGUAUCAGACCAUGUUUAUGAUGUCCACAGAUGAUGGGGGAGAGUAUGAGGUUGUGUUCUUUAAGAGGCUUGAUGAUGAGUUUAAUAAAGUUGUCAACUUUUAUAGGAAAAAGGUUAAACAAGUUUUGGAAGAGGCUGAUGAGUUAACUAGACAGAUGAAUGUUUUGAUUGCUUUAAGGAUUAAGGUAGAGAAUCCUGUGUUUAAAUUUGGUGAAGAUGAUGUAAUGAAUAUUGCUUCAAAAGGGGUUUCUUUGUCUGAUCAUCCUCAACCUUUAAAUGACCAAAAACCAGAACGGCAGCAUAUGGAUGCUAUUCAAGAAGUUGAAAGGAGUUGUGAAGGAUUAAUGGAUGAAGAAGAAGACGAUGAAGAAGAAGGUAGAAUAAGCAAUGAGUCAAAAGGAAGCAGUGGAUCAAAAGAGAGUAAUGAGAAAAAGGAGCAUAAGAAAGGUGUAAAGGGAUUUAGACCAGCUUCAUUAGAUGUUUUGCAUAAUGUAAAGAUCAAUGUUGCACCUGAAACUCCAAUCUCUACUUUGAGAGGAAUCCUCAUGACUUCAACCUCUGACUUCUCAUUCAGCAAAGAAGAGCUAAAAAAAUCAGAAGAGUUGAUGAAACAGGCCUUUAUAGAGUUCUAUCAAAAGCUUAAACUGUUGAAAAGCUACUGUUUCAUGAAUCAAUUGGCUUUCUCAAAGAUCAUGAAGAAAUAUGACAAGAUAAGUACAAGGAGUGCAGCAAAGGCUUAUUUAGAGAUGGUGGAUGAGUCUUAUCUGGGCAGCUCUGAUGAAGUUAGUAAGCUAAUGGAAAGAGUGGAAGCCACCUUCAUAAAACACUUUGCGAAUGGAAACCGAGCGAAAGGAAUGAACACAUUGAGGCCAAAGACAAAAAGAGAAAGGCACAGGACUACAUUUUUAUUGGGCUUUCUCUCUGGUUGCUCAGUUGCUCUUGUGGUGACCAUCAUUGUGCUUGUACAAAUAAGAAAUCUUAGAAAAAGUGAAUACAGUGGUCAAUAUAUGGACAAUAUAUUUCCUCUUUAUAGCUUGUUCGGAUUCAUAGUCCUACAUAUGCUUAUGUUCUCAGCAAACAUAUACUUUUGGAGGAAAUACCGAGUCAAUUAUCCAUUUAUAUUCGGUUUGAAACAAGGAACAGAUCUUGGCUACAGACAAGUGUUUCUUCUCAGUGCAGGUCUUUCUGUCCUCUCUUUAGGUGCAGUCAUCUCAAAUUUGGAUAUGAAAAUAGACCCGAAAACACGAAGCUUCGAUUUGUUGUCUGAAUUAGUCCCAAUGGGACUCGUCGUUGCUCUGCUUGUGAUGUUAGUCUUGCCUUUCAACAUAUUAUAUCGGUCUACUCGCUAUUUCCUUAUUGUAUCUGGUUUUCAUUGUCUCUUUGCUCCACUCUACAAGGUUAGUCUUCCGGAUUUUUUCUUGGCAGAUCAGCUUACAAGCCAGGUUCAAGCCUUCAGAAGUUUAGUAUUCUAUGUCUGCUAUUACUUCUGGGGUGAUUUCACUAAAAGACAACACAAGUGUCUUGGCAAUGAUGUGUAUAAAGCUUUCAAUCUUGUUGUAGCUAUUAUUCCAUACUGGUUUCGUCUUCUUCAGUGCAUUCGACGGUUGCUCGAGGAGAAAGACGGAAUGCAAGGCUUAAAUGGCCUCAAAUACUUCUCAACCAUAAUAGCAGUCUCAAUGAGAAUACUUUUUGAUUCCAAAAAGGAUCCUUUGAUUAAAUUCCUGGUUAUAUCUAGCUCUCUGAUUGCAACAAUAGCAGGCACAUAUUGGGAUCUUGUCAUCGAUUGGGGUCUUCUAAGGCGAGAUUCGAAAAACCCCUGGUUGAGGGACAAGCUAAUUCUACAACAGAAGAGUGUCUACUUCGUGGCCAUGGUAGUGAAUGUUGCGCUGAGACUUGCUUGGUUGCAGACAGUGUUGCAAUUUCAAAUUGCUUCUCUUCAUCCAAAGGCCUUAAUCGCAAUCGUUGCCUCGUUAGAAAUCAUUCGCCGUGGCAUUUGGAAUUUCUUCAGGAUUGAGAAUGAGCACUUGAACAAUGUAGGCAAGUAUAGAGCAUUCAAAUCAGUGCCUCUACCUUUCAACUAUGAUGAUGAGAAUGAUGAGAAAGAAGAGUGAAAUAGUACCUUUACAACAGAUGAUCAUGAUGUCAAGUCUCAACCUUUUUUUUUACAAGUGUUUUAGGAUUAGAAUCUAUUUGUACAAAAAAAAUCAAUUAGUUUGGUUUGUGAAUAGUGGCUUGUGGAUCAUCCAUUGUUCAAAACCCUGAUUUUUUUUAUUGUUUACCCUCUUUUUGGAAAAAAGAAAGAAAAACUACACAUACAAGAAAUUUCUAUAGAAAAAGAAAAUAUAUGCUAUACUUUGGGAAGGUUGAUGCCUAAAAAAAAGUUAUUUAAGGCAUAAAUACUUAAA
This is a messenger RNA of Cannabis sativa, 3269 nucleotides long. Its product is annotated as phosphate transporter PHO1 homolog 9. The record is from RefSeq and is a predicted model, not a curated record. Gene Ontology annotation, molecular function: inositol hexakisphosphate binding. Lineage: Eukaryota; Viridiplantae; Streptophyta; Magnoliopsida; Rosales; Cannabaceae. The transcript is spliced from 12 exons. The coding region runs from base 531 to 2975 and encodes 814 amino acids. Gene Ontology annotation, biological process: cellular response to phosphate starvation; phosphate ion transport. Gene Ontology annotation, cellular component: Golgi apparatus; trans-Golgi network; cytoplasm.